Molecule: messenger RNA, 1902 nt
Organism: Coccinella septempunctata (seven-spotted ladybird)
Lineage: Eukaryota; Metazoa; Arthropoda; Insecta; Coleoptera; Coccinellidae
Product: solute carrier family 22 member 16-like
Exons: 12
Coding region: 13-1623 (536 amino acids)
Biological process (GO): transmembrane transport
Cellular component (GO): membrane
Molecular function (GO): transmembrane transporter activity
Source: RefSeq, a predicted model, not a curated record
UUUCUGAUAAUCAUGAUUAAGCCACGGGUGUCAAGGGUGGUGUUUUCUACUGGAAUAGCUCCAUCGGAAUCCGAAUAUUUCGAUGAAAUAAAUGCAUACAAGAAGAAAGCUUUGUGGAUACUCUUGUUAUUCGUUACCAGGACUAUGAUUCCUGCUGCUGGAGGAGUUCAAAUGACCUACUAUACCAUCAUAAAUGAUGUUCAAGGAAUAUGUUUCAUUCCCGAACUGAAGAACAAUAACUGGACUUAUCAAGAAGUAUUGACUGUAACAACGACUUACGGGCCUGAAUUAACAGAAAGACUCAAAAGAUGCGAAUAUUUUGACCUCGACUAUGCCACAUUCGCUAAUGUGAGCUUCCAAGAUGCUUUGAAACUGAAAAAGGAAGCAGGAUUAAGGAAAGUGAAAACAUGCCACGAAGGAGAUAUUCUUUUGUCUACUCAUUCCAGUAAAUAUCACACGGUAGACACUCCUUUCUGCUACGCCAAAGAAAUAGCUAAAAGAAUGUUGAUAAUGAAUACUGGUCCACACAUAAUCUGUGCUGUGUUUUUUGGAAUUUUGGGUGACUUAUUUGGACGUAAGAAAGUUGCUUCUGUGGCAACUAUUUUGUGGAGUACUUGCUCUAUGUGUUUGGCAGUAUUACCCAGUAUUGGUAUUCUGCAAUUGUUCUUCUUUGCCGCUUCUUGUGGCUUCCAAGUAGCUGCCAGUUUACUAACGUAUGUAAAUUUGGUGGAAAUUUGCCAUAAGAAGAUACGAUUCUUUACUGUUUUAACACUAUAUGGAUACACACUUGGUUUCUUAGUAUGUACAAGAUUCGCAGAUCUUUUGAAUUUUAGUUGGACCUACCUACAGUACAUAUCCUUCAGCUUCACCGUGUGUGCUUUAUUCCACUGCUUCUAUAUUCCCGAAUCUCCACGAUGGCUCAUCAAUAAAUCCAGAUACAGGGAAGCUCUGAAAGUGAUGGAAGAAAUCAUAGGUUAUAUCCCCAACGAAAUUCUGUUCGAAGAUGAAGGCUCAGAAACCCCUUUCUCAUGCAGAAUAUUCUGGGACAUGAUGAGGUACUUGAGGAAGAGGAAGAUCAAAAUUGUUGUGAUUCUCACCUUGAUAAAUGCAAUUAUUGGAUUCGUCAAUAAAACGCAGGUUUGGAGAAUCAUGCAAUCUGAAGUUCCGCUGAAAACAACCGUUGUGGCCUCUGCUUCAGAUCUAUUGAGUGUACCCUAUGCUCUGAUCGUUUAUGCGGCUCUAGGAAAAAAGUAUGGACUAUUUUGGGCGUUUCUUUCCAUGAAUUUCACUUCUUUCGUCACUUUAUGUCUACAAGAUACCAUGCCUAUAGAUAUUUACGCGAAUGCAAUAUUGAUCCUGAACGCUGUGACCGCCCAAAAGUUUCUUUUUUCAUAUUUGCCAGACCUACUACCAACAUUCCUCCGUUGCACAGGUCUAGGAAUUGCCAUCUCAAUGUACGCUCUGAUGGAGACGAUAACAGUAGCAUUCAUCGACUGGGAGAUGGCAAAGCAGAAUUACGUCUACUUGAUAUUUUUGAUAUUCUCGUUACCAGGAUUUUUUAUUCUCAAGUUGCCGGAUACAACACAUGCAGAUUUACCGACAGUUCGGUUGUUUAGGAUCUGAAUGCAGUGUUUCACUAUAAGAGAUCGAUAGAGAUUAAUAUUUUAUUUCAUGUUCAUACUGUUAUGAGUAAAAAUAAUUAAAGGACUCAAAAACAUGAUUGUGAUUAUACAUAAUUAGUUUGACGGUGUAUAUAAAUACUUUUUACAUUUUUUGACAAAGUGAGUGGAUCAAUCGAUCGAGUUCAAGAUGUCAAACAUUCGCAAAUGAUGUUCGUAUACUCCAUUCACUAUUAUAAAAGGACUCGGUUGGCCAUGGAACUUUGACACAUUCCACGCUGUA